Molecule: messenger RNA, 3122 nt
Organism: Odocoileus virginianus texanus
Lineage: Eukaryota; Metazoa; Chordata; Mammalia; Artiodactyla; Cervidae
Source: RefSeq, a predicted model, not a curated record
UGGCGUCCUCCGUGGGGUCCACGGGGAGGGCGCCUUCCUCAAGUACUUAGCCUGGCCAGGGAUGGACAGACGGACGCCCCAGGCUUGCUCUAGACCCCGGCAGACAGAGUCACUGGACACCCCCAUCCUCCCGCGAGAGCCCUCCCUGACCACAGGACCGACGGGCUCCCGGGCCCCCUCCCAGGCCAGACUCGCAGAGUCCAGAGUUGGCUGCCUUUGAGCUCCUGAGGCCGCAUGGUUUACUCCAGACUCCCGUCUCCACCGCCAGACUCGAGGGCUCCAGUUUGCUCUUGACAGCCUCCAAUCUCACCCCAGCUGAGGCUUCACCGCUGUCCUGGCAGCUGGGAGUUUCCCUCUGAAGAGUGAUCACCUGGCCUCCGGUGAAAGUCCCAGGGCCUGGUGGGGUGGGGGCUGCCUGUGACCCGGUGGCUGGAGUCUGGCCCUGCCUGACAUCUCCUCUGCAGGGACCCUAGCCCCAUCAUGGACCCAGAGUGCGCCCGGCUCCUCCCGGCUCUCUGUGCCGUCCUGGCAGACCCCAGGCAGCCCGUGGCAGAUGACACUUGUUUGGAGAAACUGCUGGACUGGUUUAAAGCAGUCACUGAAGCAGGGUCCAGUCUCCUGUUACUGCAGGAAAACCCCUGCCUGGUGGAGCUGCUCUUCCAUGUGCUGAAGCCCCAGGACCUGAGUUCCAGAAUCCUGUCCUUCGCACUCCGCCUCGCAGGGACGUUUGCAGCCCAGGAGAACUGCUUCCAGUACCUUCAGCAGGGGGAGCUGCUGCCCGGGCUCUUUGGGGAGCACGGCCCCCUCGGGGCAGCGGCCUGGGCGGCCCCCACCGUGCGCAGCGGCUGGAUCCAGGGCCUGCGCUCCCUGGCUCAGCACCCCAGUGCCCUGCGCUUCCUCGCCGACUCGGGUGCUGUUGACACCAUCUUCUCCCUGCAGGGAGACCCCAGCCUGUUCGUGGCCUCCGCUGCCGGGCAGCUGCUGGUGCACGUCCUGGACUUGGCCAUGCGUGGCCCCGCCAAGGGGCAUGGCCGCCUGCAGGCCCAGGACUGGCCGGCUUGUGCCCAGAGGAUCGUGUGUCACCUCGAAGACUGCCUGUGCUCCGAGGCCGCCCCGCGGGUCACGCAGGCCCUGCACGUGCUGACUACCGCGUUCGGGCACUGCCACGGCCUCUGGACGCAGGGCCUUUGGGUGCAGCUGAGCCCCCUCGUGGCCCGCCUGCUUGAGAAGGACCCCAUGCCAGCCCCCCACGCGCUCGUGGAGCUCCUCCUCAGCGUGGCCCGCUCUUCUGUGCCCAGCUCUAACCCUGGCCUGUGGGAGACUGCAGCACAGACCCUCAGCCGCCUGAGCCCCAUGCAGGCAGGGCCUCUGGCUGCGGGGAUCCUGAAACUGCAGGACUGUCCCCAGGCGCUGAGGACCCAGGCCUUCGGUAUCCUCCUCCGGCCCCUGGCCUGUGUCCUGGAAGCCACUGCUCAGGCCCCUGGAACACCAGGCUUGCUGGAGGGGGCCGCAGGCGACCCGAUGGCCGUGGACAUGCUCCCGCCCUCCAAGUCGGCGUGCGUGGGUCUCCUGUGUAGCACGCUGGCCCACCUGGAGCUGCUGCAGCCCCUGCCCCAGCGCCCCUCGCCCUGGCCCCAGGCGCCCCUGCUUGCGGCUGCGGUGACGAUACUGCGGUUCUGCAACGGCUCUGCAGCCCCCAGCUCCGAGGUGGGGGGCCGCCUGUGCGCGAUGCUGGUGGGCUGUGUCCGCGUCCAGCGAGCUGCCCUGGAUUUCCUGGGGGUCCUGUCUCAGGGGCUGGGCCCACGGGAGUUGGUGACGCAGGUGUUUGCCGUCCUGCUGGAGUACCUCAUGAGCCCUGACUCCAGCCCCACGGUUCUGAAGAAGGCCUUCCAGGCCACACUCCGCUGGCUCCUGAGCUCAGCUGUGCCCCCCGGCUGCUGUGACCUAGAGCCCCGUGCCCAGCUGGUUCUCAGAGAGCUGCUGGCUGUGCUGCAGAAGCGCCUGUGUAGCCCCUGCUGGGAGGUGAGGGACUCGGGCCUUGAGUUCCUGACCCAGAUGACCAGACGCUGGGGAGGGCAGGCCGGCUUCAGACAGACACUGCUGGCCUCGGAGGUGCCCAAGCUUGCCAGCCAGCUUCUGCAGGACCCCGAGAGCUACGUCCGUGCGAGCGCAGUGGCCGCCGCAGGGCAGCUGUCCAGCCAGGGGCUGCUCGCCGCCCCCUCCAGCCCUGAGCACCCGGCCGGCCCACAGAAGACCCCACUCGAGGAGCUUCUGCUUGUCCUGACCACGGACUCGGAGGGGUUCCCCCGGCGGGCCGCCAUGCGGGUCUUCACGGAGUGGCUGCGGGACGGCCACAUGGCCGUGGCGGAGGACCGGGAGCGGUUCGUGGCCCGAGUGUUGCAGGCGGCGAGCGGGGACCUGGACUGGGAGGUGCGCGUCCAGGGCCUGGAGCUGGCGCUGAUAUUCCUGCAGCAGCUGCUGGGCGCCCGCAGCCCCGGGGCAGCCCCGCCCGGCGCGCUGGCCCAGGCCCUGCGGGCGCUCUGCCGGGUCCAGCUCUUCGAGUUCGCCUUCCGGUCCUUGUUUGACUGUGACCGCCCUGUGGCCCAGAAGUCCUGUGACCUCCUCCUCUUCCUGAGGGCCAAGGCUGCUCCCUCCAGCAGCCCGCAGGAGGCGGGGGACAGUCCCGACGUGGCCCCCGUGGAGGCCGCCCUGCAGAGGUGGCGGGCCGGUGAACAGGGUCAGCCCCUGGGGGAGCUGGCACCCGAGGCCGUCCUGGCCGUGCUGAGGUCCAUGGACCUAGAGGCCCUUCGGGACACCCUGGCCGAGAGCAGUGAUCACGUGGAGAGGAGCCCCCAGUCGCUCCUGCAGGACGUGCUGGCCGCCGUGGGCGUCCUGGGAGAUAACGAGGCCGACUGCUACUGAUCGGCUGGGCGGCGCCUCCCCGGGACCCUGUGGCCCCACGGCCCUUCCUCAGGCCCUGCCCUGCUGGGGACCCUGGUCUGGCCAGGGCACAGGGGACCCUCGAGGGGAUCCAGGACCAGGCGAGCCCAGCAAGGUCAAAGAGUCCCCAUUUUGGUGCAUUGUUGAAGAAAUGGCUUAUUUUCUACACAAAAUAAAUGUCC